This is a messenger RNA of Leopardus geoffroyi (Geoffroy's cat), 2367 nucleotides long. RefSeq names its product keratocan (gene KERA). The record is from RefSeq and is a predicted model, not a curated record. Bases 253 to 1305 code for a protein of 350 amino acids. NCBI's taxonomy places the organism in Eukaryota, Metazoa, Chordata, Mammalia, Carnivora, Felidae. Gene Ontology annotation, molecular function: protein binding. The transcript has 3 exons.
AGUUCAGAGUGACAGUUGCCCUGAAUUUUUGUUAUAGGCUCCUGAGAUUAAAGCCUGAAUUUCCUGCGCUGAGCUGCCUAGGUACUGAGGUGCUGUUGUUGUUGGAGGGGUUAACUUCGGAGCCACUGGUGCAUAUAUUUGAGGGAGGAUUCAUAAAAACACGAGAGUGGAGCCUGGGUAAAUCCAUUACUGUGAAUGAGCGGUGGCCAAUAGAAAGGGAAGAAGAAGAUCCAAGAAGGCUGAGGUACUAUAAUGGCAACCACAAUCUGUUUCGUCAUCUGGGUAUUAUUCAUAACAGAUACUGUGUGGACUCGAAGUGUGAGACAGGUCUAUGACGUAGGUGAUCCAGAGGAUUGGGCUAUGCAUGACUUUGACUGUCCCAGGGAAUGUUUCUGUCCCCCUAGUUUCCCUACUGCUUUAUACUGUGAAAAUAGAGGUCUCAAAGAAAUCCCUCCUAUUCCUUCAAGGAUCUGGUAUCUUUAUCUUGAGAACAACCUGAUAGAAACCAUUCCUGAGAAGCCAUUCGAGAAUGCCACCCAGCUGAGAUGGAUAAAUCUAAACAAGAACAAAAUAACCAACUAUGGGAUUGAAAAAGGAGCCCUGAGCCAACUAAAGAAGCUGCUUUUCUUAUUUCUGGAAGAUAAUGAGCUAGAGGAGGUACCUUCCCCAUUGCCAAGAAGUUUAGAACAAUUACAGUUGGCUAGAAACAAGGUGUCCAGAAUCCCUCAAGGGACCUUCAGCAAUCUGGAGAACCUGACCCUUCUUGACUUGCAGCACAAUAAACUACUAGACAAUGCCUUUCAAAGAGACACUUUCAAGGGACUCAAGAACCUAAUGCAGCUAAACAUGGCCAAGAAUGCUCUAAGGAAUAUGCCACCGAGAUUACCAGCCAAUACAAUGCAACUGUUUUUGGACAACAAUUCUAUUGAAGGAAUACCAGAAAAUUAUUUUAAUGUGAUUCCUAAAGUGGCCUUCCUACGACUAAACCACAACAAAUUGUCAGACGCAGGUCUCCCUUCUAGUGGUUUUGAUGUAUCCUCAAUACUAGACCUUCAGCUAUCUCACAAUCAACUCACCAAGGUCCCUCGAAUCAGUGCUCACCUGCAGCACCUUCACCUUGACCAUAACAAAAUUAAAAAUGUGAACGUCUCUGUAAUAUGUCCUACCAUACUGCCUGGAGAACAAGAUUCCUUCGGUUAUGGACCUCACCUUCGCUACCUCCGUCUUGAUGGAAAUGAAAUCAAACCACCAAUCCCAAUGGAUUUAAUGACCUGCUUCAGGCUCCUUCAGGCUGUCAUUAUUUAAACACAUCUUUAACAAUCUAAAAUUGGUUUCAUGGGCUAAUAUUUCUGAAAUGAAAUUUGGUCACUAUUCAUAACUUUAAGACAAAAGUCACAUUCCAGUGGUGCUCUCUUGCCACCAUUUUUGUUUGUGAAGCUUAUGUUUUCUAUUCAAAGAUGCUUUCACCAAUGAUAUGUAGCAUGGUUAGCUUUUCUUUAAUUAAUAUAACAGACACAGAGUUAAGAUAGUUUGUCAACUUAUCAACUCAAAGAUAGUUCUUUUUUGUCUCUUUCACAGCUUACUCAUAUCAAAUAAUGCAAUUGUACUGUUAUGCAAUAUAAAAGCCAUAUUUGUGUGCAUGUUCAAAAUUGCGUAUGCAGAUACUAUAUUGAUCGUAGGAACACAGUAAUCUAACAGGAGGUAAGGAGAUCUAUAAAAAACUGAAACAAUGAGAUAUUUUUUCAUCAUAAUUAAUUGCAGAUUGCUACAUAGUAUUUGUAGGUAUAAGUUUGGUAUUUAGCUCAAGAAUGGAUAUAAAAUGUAUUAAAUACUUACUGUAGUCAUUUAAUACCAAAUAACAGAGCAACAUCAGUUUUCAGUUCACUACUAUUUUUUAUAGCUGCUGUUCUUAGAUAUAGUACAGUGUAUUCUCUCUAUUAAACCAAGUACUAAGUUUUAUAUUUCUUAUAACACAUUUCUGAAAGAAUCUUAGUGUUUUAACAUUUGAAAUCCACUUGAAUUGCAAAUUGUUUAGCUCUUAUAUUCGCUAGUGGUUUUGGAUUUUUUAAAUAAAAAGAGUGAAUGCUUUCUAACAAAAUGGUACCAAAAUAUUUAUUUCAAGGGCAUUAUUUACAAGUUUUAUUAAGAACAUAUUUUAAUAAAAAGUGUUUAAGUAACAAUAAUUUCCAUUUUUCUACCAUGAAUAUAUGCAAAUAUAUUUCCCCCUACUUUUGUUUUUCCUUUUCUUCUUGAAAACAUAAGAAAAAAAUUAUACUCAAAUCACUUAACAUAAUACACCUACUUCUCAUGAGUUAAAAAGGUAUAACCCAGGAUAUCAUUAAGUAAUAAAGUAUCGUUUACAUUAGA